AUGGGAAGACUAGCCAUAGAAAACUAUGUGGUUGUUAGUGUGGCACUGGCAGUGAUCACUGCCGCUUGUCAAAUUCUAUUCCUUCCGUUUCUAUUCUCUGAAAUCGACGCUAUUCGUGAGGAGUUCGAUUUGGAGAUUCGAGAAGCGCUGAAAAGUUUUGAGAACUCUUAUGACGGUCUUGCUGGAAUUCGACCGAUUUCUAUUAGGAAGCAGAGGGAGGCAGCAAAAGAAAUGGUCACUGCUGACCAAACAUCCUCAGGACCUGCUGAUCAUCGAUUCAACCCAAUAGCCCCAUCAGGUCCCCCGCUCGCAAACGCAGCCAAAACACACCGAGCUGAAGUAAUAGAUAGUGCAGAAUCUGUGACCUUCCCACCAUCCUCUCCGUCAUUGUUUAGUCCUGAACUUCGCAAGCUUGCUCGAGAAGCCCCCACGCCUACUGAUGAGUAUGAGGGAGAAGAAUCAGAGUAUGACGAUACAGAUACCAUUUCGGAAGUUCCACGAGAUCCACGAUCCCAAAGUUCACCCCAUAGUCUUGCUGGAACUGGAUCUGCUAAAGUGAUUCUCGGAACUCCUUCUCCAAUAGUCAGACCUCCAGGAACCAAACCAACUGCUCACCCAACACUUUUACACUCUGGAGAACGCCAAAUACCUCCUGCUGGACCCCUUCCUAUCUGCCCUCUAGAAGAGAAUCGAUGUCCGCCUGGACCUCCAGGACCACCAGGUCUUCGUGGUAUUCCUGGACAAUCAGGAACAGAUGGAAACGAUGGAUUGUCAGGAGCCGACGCGAUGGAUGAGUUGGUCCCAAGCUUCCCACAGUUUUGUUCUACCUGUCCACCUGGACCAGAUGGAAAACCAGGCCAACCCGGACCAACUGGAAAACCCGGACUUGUUGGAGCUCCAGGAAUUCCUGGGCCUAUGGGGAAGAAUGGGCAGCCAGGAGCCCCUGGAGGAUACGGUAGUCCUGGAAAACAAGGAGCAAUGGGAUCAAGAGGCGCUGCUGGAUCAGUCGGGCAGGAUGGCGUGGUCUUGUUGAACACGAAGGGACCAAAGGGACCACCUGGAAAGCCUGGAACCGAGGGACAACCAGGCGAGGAUGGCACUAAUAACAACACUCCAGGACCUAUUGGAGAACCAGGAAUGCCUGGAGACAUAGGAGCGUCAGGAGCAGGAGGGCUGUAUGGUAGAAGAGGUGACAUUGGAAAUCUAGGCAUUCGUGGAGAGAAUUCUGAAGUCUGCACUUGUGAGACACUCACGAAGAAAGCCAUUCAAAAUGCUGAGAAUUCCGCCUAUUCCGCUGUAGAAGCCAUGGCUAUGACCCAAGGUCCCCAACCACCACCGAUCAUUCCAGAAAUUAGAAGAACUCCCCAGAAGGCUUCUGCAAUUGCUACUGAUGGACUUCCAACACUGGAUGAGCUUCGGGGCAACUACCGAAAGAGACCAUUGACGUUUGCACAGGAGGAUGGCGCACAAAAAUUUGCUGUGGCACCUAGCGAAGUGGCAAUCAAUGAGGAGCCUACUGUUCAACAAGAUGCAGUACCAGCUAGUCAAUUUUCGGUUGGUAAAGCUGAGAACGUGGAUCAGAAAGUUGAAAGCGCUCCAGAGCCAGAUUCAUCAGAUGUCCCAGAUACAACAGAUAUAACAGAGACCCAAGAGACCAUAGAAGAGCUUCAAGAGAAUGUUGAAAGCCCUGAAACCAUUGUCAUUGAUGGAGGAUCUGAUGAUUCUGAAUCAGAAGAAGAAGAACCGGAACCAGCAGCUUCCCAAACUCGUCCUGCUCUAUUUGCUCCUCCUCGAGCCCAACUUCCUACAGUAUCCACUGGUCCACAAGUCAGCGUAAUGAAUCAAGCCCUGAAUCUCUCUCCACCAAAGGUUCAUGCUGUGAAGACGUCCUUGCCACGUAUCAACGGAGACAGUCGUCAGAAGCCAUUCGAUGGUGAUGCGGAAAUAGUGAAGAAGACACGUGGCGAAGGAUCGACGAAUAAGAGAAGAAGGAUUGUGAAGGUGAAGAGAGUGCCAUGGAGGCAUCCAGCUUUUCGAGUAUUCUCGACCACAAAUGAAAACUUUGCCUAUAACAUGGACGAGGGAGAGAAACCAUUCCGUAUCGAGAAGGAAAUCGCGAGAGAAUCCGAGAAGAAAGUAGUCAACUCGAAGGAAAUUCGACGAGCGCCAAAACGAUUGAGAAGAAAGCCAAAGCACGGGAAAACUGAUAAGAAACUCCGUCGAGUUCAUGUCACUCCAUCCAAGAAGCUUGCCUACCAACACCGUCAGAACUCAAACAUCCUGGAGAAUAUUGCACAGAGUUUGGGACUUAUUGAGAAUCAGCCGAAGCUGAAUCAGAAACAACGGAAGCAGAAGAAGAUGAAUCGGGUGCCCAUACCAUAA
This is a messenger RNA of Caenorhabditis briggsae, 2382 nucleotides long. It is a transcript of the gene Cbr-col-163, whose product is annotated as Protein CBR-COL-163. Lineage: Eukaryota; Metazoa; Nematoda; Chromadorea; Rhabditida; Rhabditidae. The transcript has 4 exons. The record is from RefSeq and is a predicted model, not a curated record. The coding region runs from base 1 to 2382 and encodes 793 amino acids.